AGCAGUCCAUAGAACAUUUAUUACAACUAACAUUAAGUAAAAUACGAACUAGUAACCAAGUUGAAGGCUGAAUAUUAAUGCAUUGUUAUACAUACGCCUAAUUUUUCUUGAUUUUAUUGGAUAAAGGGAUUUUUCCUACUAGAUUUAUUUGUUGAACAGAAGGUAGAUGAACAUCUUGGGAAUACAAUUUGCUCCACUAUUCGUACCUUUAGAGCGACGCCUACAGACUCUUGCUGCGGCGACAUGGAUCCUCCUUAUGGUAUUUGGCAAUGCAAUAGGUCCCAUUUUAACUUUCUACCUCCUGGUAUAUACGAAGUAUUGGUGGCUGACAGCCUUGUAUCUAUUUUGGAUUUGGAUAAUAGACAAAGACAUCAGAGAAAAAGGAGGUAGACAAAGCACGUGGGUGAAGUCUUGGUCGGUCUGGAGGUACUGCAUAGACUAUUUCUCAUUUCGUCUGGAAAAACUACCUGGCGUGGAACUGGACCCCAAGAAGAACUACCUAUUUUGCUGUUUUCCUCACGGGGUAAUAUGCAUUGGGGUAUUCAAUGCGUUUGCGACUACGUGGGGAGGGUGCAGUAAUUAUUUCCCACACCACACCCCCCACAUAGCGACUUUAUCUCAGAAUUACAUAAUACCAUUCUAUAGAGAAUUAGCUCUGGCACUGGGGGGCAUUGCCUCGUCGGCAAAGUCAAUAGAUUAUAUCCUGAGGAUCCCAGGCGGUGGACAUAUUGGUGUUGUAGUGGUAGGGGGGGCAGCGGAAGCGUACUAUUGUAAGCCGGGAAAUUAUAGGGUGAUUUUGAAAAAUAGGAAGGGGUUUGUGAAACUGGCUUUGAAGAACGGCUCGCCGCUGGUGCCGAUGUUGUCGUUUGGAGAGACGGACCUGUUUGAUCAGUUCGAUGGACCACGACUGAGAAGUGUUCAGGAAGCUGUGAGGAAGAGGUUAGGUCUGGCGCCUGUUGCGCUCAUCGGGAGAGGGUUCUUUCAGUACUCAUUUGGGUUUAUUCCACGUAGAAGAAAAGUUAUUGCAGUAGUUGGAAUUCCACUGGAAGUGCCAAAAAUCCAAAAUCCUACAGUGGAGCAGGUAGAUCAUUACCAUGCAGAGUUUGUCAAGAGAUUAACUCAGAUGUUUGAGGAGCAAAAAUACACAUAUUUGGAAAACCCUGAAGACAAACACCUUGUAAUUGAGUGAUGAAUUACUUGAUAAAUCUUUGAUGUAACUGUAAAUUUUUACCGUUGUAUUUUGUACAUAUAUUUUUAAUAGCCA
Messenger RNA from Anoplophora glabripennis (Asian longhorned beetle), 1264 nucleotides. Its product is annotated as 2-acylglycerol O-acyltransferase 2-like. Gene Ontology annotation, cellular component: endoplasmic reticulum membrane. Gene Ontology annotation, biological process: triglyceride biosynthetic process. The transcript is spliced from 3 exons. The record is from RefSeq and is a predicted model, not a curated record. NCBI's taxonomy places the organism in Eukaryota, Metazoa, Arthropoda, Insecta, Coleoptera, Cerambycidae. The coding region runs from base 167 to 1189 and encodes 340 amino acids. Gene Ontology annotation, molecular function: diacylglycerol O-acyltransferase activity.